GUUUGGUAUACUUAUUUUCAUGCUAGGCAGUCCUGUCAAUGUCUCAGUCGGAAGCUGCUUCGAAGUUGACAAUCGGAUCGCAUACCUAACCAGCAACGGGCGGAUGUCGGUUGGAUAGGCAGCGACUUAUUACAAUCCUUCCGCUCACAAACGUCGGCGGCGAUACUAUGCAGAGGGUGUGAAGUUACGCUGUGCUGUUUGCUGCCGGAUAAGGGUCUUUAUCUUCAGCACCUAUAAGCUUUGGCUUGCACAGAGAUUGCAGAUAGGAGCAUGCUAUCACUAGAAGCAAUCUCGAUCCCACGAACCAAGAUACUGGUAAGCUAAGUAGGCAAGUAAGCACUCUACCCAAGUGAUAGGCAGGCACUUCUUCAGCCUCAUAGGAUGGGCACAUAUGCCGAUCGAACCAUACGAUCCAGUCAUUUACUCCCGAGUUGGAGACUACAUAAUUAGCCUGCCAUUCGUUUAUUCGCUGGCUCGCUUGCUCUAGGUAUGCUUGGCUAUUGCUCCAUGCUUGGCUACAACUCCCCCACAUGAGCUCCCAUAGAUGAUGCUUCGCCGACGCUUCCGUAACUUGGACAUAAUCAUCCAACCUUCCAUGAGGACGGAUAAACAAACAAACACAACAUGAAGCUAUCAUCCAAUGUAUCGUUGUGGCCACUGCUACUGCUCUGCCAUGUGUCCAUAGCCGCGGCUACCCGGCGGAAGCUUCUAGCCGGCGGCACCAUCAUUGCAUUCAACAACAACAGCAACAACGACGCCGGGCCAUUCAAUAUAAUCCGUGGCGGAUCCCUGCUCAUCGACGGCGACAAGAUCGCCUCGAUAUUCGACGCUGCCGCCCCACCACCACCGGAUGCCCUCCCAGCCGACACCGAGGUCGUCGACUGCACCGACAAGAUCAUCACGCCCGGGUUCAUCGACACACACCGCCACGGCUGGCAGACCGCGUUCAAGACAUUGGGCUCCAACACCACGCUGGCCGAGUACGCGAUGCGCUACAGCGCUGCCGUCGGGCGCUCCCUCUUCACCCCUGAGGAUCUGUACGUCAGCCAGCUAGCGGGCACCUACGAGGCGCUUGCCGCGGGGGUGACUACGAUCCUGGACCACGCUCACCACACCUGGACCCGCGAGCACGCGGAAGCAGGGUGGAGGGCAUCGGUCGACAGUGGUGCGAGGGUGUUCUUUGGCUACACGUUCCAGAACACGUCCACCGGCUUUCAAGUCCCGCAGCAGAUGGACCACUGGCGUGAGUUAUACGCCGAGGAAUCGCAUGGCCGCGCGACUCUGUGCAUGGCGUACGAUGACUUUACGAACAACCCGGAGUCUAUCACUAGAUCUGUGGUUGACUUUGCCAAAGAAAACAAAGUCCCAGUCCUCACGACCCACAACGUCGAAGGGCCCUGGCUAUUCGGCAACUCCCCCAGCACCCUGCACCACUUCUCCCUCCUCGACCCCGCCGCCCCCUCCCCCACCCUCCCCCACAUAGUCCUCUCCCACGCAAGCUUCCUCACCCCCCGAGACUUCCAGCUCCUGCUCUCCAGCAACCAGCACAUCUCCAUCACCCCCGAGUCCGAGAUGCACUACGGGCACACCCACCACCCCUCCAGCCACCUCCUGCUCCCCCAGUCCUCCCUCGGCGUCGACACGCACUUCACCUUCUCCUCCGACAUCCUCACCCAGGCCCGCAUCUGGCUGCAGUCCGUGCGCGCGCGCAUCUACGCCGCGACCCUGACCCACGCCUGGGCGAUCCCCGACCGCAGCCCCAUGUCCGUGAACCAGGCCCUGCUCCUCGCCACGCGGCAGGGCGGCCUGGCCCUCGGCCGCCCGGACCUCGGCGUCCUCGCGCCCGCCGCCCGCGCAGACAUCCUCGUCUGGGAUGGCCGCUCGCCCGCGCUGCUGGGGUGGGCGGACCCCGUCGCCGCGGUGAUACUGCACGCGAGCGUCGGGGACAUCGCGGACGUGCUCGUCGGCGGGGAGUUUGUGAAGCGGGAUGGGCGGUUGGUGGUGGAGGGGUACGACGGGGUGGCGGAGCGGUUUUUGGGGGUCGCGAGGCGGGUGCAGGCGGCGUUGAAGGCGAUGCCGCUGCCCGAGCUGGUGGGGACGUUCUUGACGGGGUCGCCGUUUGGUGAGGUUAAGGAGGUUGAUGCGCAGCGGGGUGAGGGGACGGGGUAUGGGCCGAAUUACUUUUGAGGAAGAGGUAGGUAGGCUUUUUGUAGUGACAGUUAGGUAUAUAUCGACUCGUUUUGUAGGUAUAUUUCGACUAAUAACCCUCUCCUAUUCGAAUACAUUACGAUGAUAGUCAAGACUAGGUGAUGUCCUACACAGUCCCACCUUGUGCAUUUAUAGGUAUAUAUGCCAUGUAUAACUCGCAUAUUAUUAUACUAUGCAUGUAACGAUUAGCAAAUAGGGGGUGACCAGA
This is a messenger RNA of Hypoxylon fragiforme, 2416 nucleotides long. RefSeq names its product Metallo-dependent hydrolase. Gene Ontology annotation, molecular function: deaminase activity. The record is from RefSeq and is a predicted model, not a curated record. The transcript has 3 exons. Gene Ontology annotation, cellular component: cytosol. The coding region runs from base 625 to 2187 and encodes 520 amino acids. NCBI's taxonomy places the organism in Eukaryota, Fungi, Ascomycota, Sordariomycetes, Xylariales, Hypoxylaceae.